Molecule: messenger RNA, 618 nt
Organism: Lachancea dasiensis
Lineage: Eukaryota; Fungi; Ascomycota; Saccharomycetes; Saccharomycetales; Saccharomycetaceae
Source: the annotation of a GenBank genome assembly
AUGUCUGACGGAACUGAGAAUAAAAGAUCUCUCGAAGAGCUCAGUGAAAGUAAUCAAGUGCUCGGACUAGUUGUACAACGAACAAGACUGGCUGUCAAACGAUUGCGGUUAGAAUAUGGGACUCUUUUGGAACGAUUAGAGAGCCGCGUCGACAAAGAUCCAGAAUUGAGUUACGAAGAUCCGCUACCAUCUUUAGAGAGCUUCAGAACGCAGAUACUUGAAGAUGCUCCAAAAUCUAAAGCCAAGCGCAAGAAGGGCAAGGACCGAGACCCCAAUCUACCUAAGAGACCUACCAAUGCUUACCUGCUUUACUGCGACAUGAAUAAGGAGUCAAUGAAACAGAGCUCGGGCCCUAACGACAUCUCGAAGGCAUUAACCGAUGCGUGGAAGAAUUUAGAUGAAAGUGGCAGGAGGCCAUACUACGAUCUUUAUAACGAGGAUCGUGAAAGGUACCAAAGAGAAAUGCGAGAAUAUGCUCGAAGUAAAAACAAUAUUUCAAAACCUUCAAAAAAGGCAGAUGAGGAUGAUGAGGAUGAAGUUGAAGACGAUGAAAUCGAUUCAGAUGGCACGCAGCCGGACGUAGACGCCACAACAGAUAUUGCAACCAGUGAGGCUUAG